Erpetoichthys calabaricus (reedfish) is the source of this 5338-nucleotide messenger RNA. It is a transcript of the gene cmip, whose product is annotated as c-Maf inducing protein. Lineage: Eukaryota; Metazoa; Chordata; Cladistia; Polypteriformes; Polypteridae. Bases 515 to 2893 code for a protein of 792 amino acids. Gene Ontology annotation, cellular component: cytosol; nucleoplasm. The record is from RefSeq and is a predicted model, not a curated record. The transcript is spliced from 21 exons.
GCAGCUUCUGCAAUCUUUCACCAACUGCCUUGUUCACGGCCACCAAGGAGGAAAAAAAAAAACACCCUUCCGAUUAAGCAUUAAAGAGGAAACCCGAAGCUCGUCUUUGUCUUUGUUAUUUACUGGAUCGGUUCAAAUAAUAGUUUUAUGAUGGAGAUGGACAUGGCUAAACGGGCAUUUUAACCAUUUAAUGGAGACAAAGUCGAUUGGUGGAAGAAAAAGGAGUUAAAGGAGAUCCUGUUUUUAUGCCAAUAUAAAGCCUGGACAAGGAUUACCUUUUUACGUAUACCCUUUUUGUAUCUGUCACUGUCUUCUGUUUCUCUGUCUGUCUUUGUCUCUCCUUCCUUUUUGUUGUCCCCUUUCCCCAUCCCCCCCUCCCUUUUUUUUGGGCUGCACUUCUGUGGUAGUGGUAUUUGUUGCCGGAUUAUUCUUCGAUCAUUCACUUUCAGUAAAAACUGCAUUUUAUUCAAUUGCUACCACUCCUUUACUGUUGGGACUGGGUUUGCUGUCUGCUAUGGAUUUUGAUAGCAGUUCGGGUGGAGGCAGUGAUCUUCACAACAAUCAUAACCCACAUCAGACAGACGAGAGCAAACCUCUGCUGGGAGAGAUGUCUGCCCCUACACCGCCGGACGGGAAUAAAAUGGGAGCAGCUCCUUGUCGGAGAGCCUUGCUCCACUGCAAUGGUAUGAGGUACAAACUGCUGCAGGAAGGAGACAUUCAGGUGUGUGUCAUCAAGCACCCCAGGACCUUUCUCAGCAAGAUUUUGACCUCCAAAUUCUUGAGAAGAUGGGAGCCCCACCACCUGACCCUUACAGAUACUAGUCUGGCUUCAGCUACGCCUACAGGAUACAUGGAGAACUCUGUCUCCUACAGCUCCAUUGAGGACAUUCAACUUCUGUCUUGGGAAAAUGCACCCAAAUAUUGUUUACAGCUCACAGUCCCAGGAGGAACAGUUUUGCUGCAGGCUGCCAACAGCUAUCUACGGGAUCAGUGGUUUCACUCAUUACAGUGGAAGAAGAAGAUUUAUAAGUACAAGAAAGUUCUAAGCAAUCCAAGCCGUUGGGAGGUGGUCCUGAAGGAGAUCAGGACCUUGGUAGACAUGGCCCUUACCUCACCACUGCAGGAUGAUUCCAUCCACCAAGCUCCACUUGAGAUUGUCUCAAAAUUACUCUCAGAGGUCAGAAAAAAUAUUAAUUUAACUACACAAGAACAUGAAAACAUUAUUGUGGCAAUUGCACCACUAUUGGAAAACAACCAUCCACCACCUGACCUCUGUGAAUUCUUUUGCAAGCACUGCAGGGAACGCCCCCGGUCAAUGGUAGUGAUAGAAGUGUUCACACCUGUGGUACAAAGAAUCCUUAAACACAAUAUGGACUUUGGAAAAUGCCCUCGGUUAAGGCUCUUCACUCAGGAGUACAUUUUGGCACUGAACGAGUUAAAUGCAGGAAUGGAAGUGGUGAAAAAGUUUAUUCAGAGUAUGCAUGGGCAAACUGGUCACUGUCCACACCCAAGGGUCCUACCAAAUCUUGUUGCUGUCUGCUUAGCUGCAAUUUAUUCCUGCUAUGAGGAGUAUAUUAACAGUCGAGAUAACUCACCCAGCCUAAAGGAGAUCCGGAAUGGAUGUCAACAGCAAUGUGACAGGAAACCCAAUCUGCCUCUGAGACUGCUAAGAGCCAAUCCUGACUUAGUCUCCCAAGAAGUCACUUCGCCUACUGAACCACGCAUCAAAUCUGUGGUUAUUGUAAACUCCAGUGAGAUCCAUGUGGAGUUAAAACAUAAUAAUACUGCCAAUCAAAAGCUGAAAAGUCCUGCAGGAAAUGAAAGUGAGCCUAACCUUAUUGACUGCCUGCUAGUGAGUCCUGCCUGCAGCACUAUGAACAUUGAACUGAGCCCACAGGCAGACCGUGUACUGGUCUGUUAUGUUGAAAUCCUCAAAAUGCUGUCUGAUUAUGAUGACUGGAGACCAGCACUGGCCAGUCUGCUACAGCCUAUUCCAUUUCCUAAAGAGGCUCUUGCACAUGAAAAAUUCACAAAAGAGCUGAAGUAUGUUAUCCAAAGAUUUGCAGAAGAUCCUCGGCAGGAGGUCCACUCAUGUUUGCUGAGUGUUCGCGCUGGCAAAGAUGGCUGGUUCCAGCUUUACAGCCCAGGAGGAGUGGCCUGUGAUGAUGAUGGAGAGCUCUUUGCCAGUAUGGUACGUGUGUGCAAUAAUGUUCAUAUUUUGAUGGGUUCUUGCUACAAAACAAAGAAAUUCUUGCUGUCAUUGGCUGAAAACAAGUUGGGCCCAUGUAUGCUGCUUGCACUGAGGGGAAACCAAACAAUGGUUGAGAUCCUGUGUUUGAUGCUUGAAUACAAUAUCAUUGAGAACAAUGACACACAGCUGCAGAUCAUCUCAACACUGGAGAGUACAGAUGUCGGUAAGAAGAUGUAUGAGCAGCUAUGUGACCGCCAAAGAGAGCUCAAAGAGCUGCAAAGGAAAGGUGGCCCUACAAGGCUCACACUGCCAUCCAAAUCAACAGAUGCAGACCUAACACGUCUGCUAAGCUCAGGUUCAUUUGGCAAUCUAGAGAAUUUAAGCUUGGCCUUCACAAACGUCACCAGUGCCUGUGCAGAGCAACUAAUCAAGCUGCCUUCCCUCAAACAACUGAAUUUGUGGUCCACUCAGUUUGGAGAUGCAGGAUUACGGCUGCUUUCUGAGCACCUCACUUCACUUCAAGUGCUCAACUUGUGUGAGACCCCGGUCACCGAUGCUGGACUGCUUGCACUAAGCUCAAUGAAAAGUCUGUGUAGUCUCAACAUGAACAGCACUAAACUGUCUGCAGACACCUAUGAAGAUCUCAAGGCCAAGCUGCCCAACCUAAAGGAAGUGGAUGUUCGUUAUACAGAAGCUUGGUGAAAUUUCCAUACAGACAAUGAAAGAGAACCUAUAUAUUAAUAAAAACUGUUUUUAGUGAGAUCUUUUCAGCUCAUGUUUUUGUAGGAAAGAAACUCUGGGUACUAUUAAAAAAGAAAAGGAAAAGAAAUUAAAUGUACCUGCCCCUGACAUGUUUUCAGCUCACAUCAUUUGGUGGAUUGCAGUCAAAAUGGAAAUAUGAAGCUUCAAAACCUUAAAAGACUUUGUAGCCGUAAGCAAAUCAUUUAAAAGGAAAUGAUAAACAUCAAAACUGAGGAUUUUAUUUGCCUUUUUUGUUUAAUCAUGCCAUGUAUAUGACCACGGAAAAAUAUAUACAAUAUCUUAUUUUAAAUUUUAGUCAAUUUGAAUGGACUGUUUUAUUUUAAAGAUGUCUCUUUUCUCUUUUACCUUAAUUAUACAAAUAAAGAGCCAAUAGGAUUGUUGGCAAAAAUUUACAGAUUCAGCACACCCCAAAUCUUUGUAUUUCUUGUUAAAUGUUUUAUUCAUUGUACUUUUUUGUCUUUUGUACAUAAAAGUUAUACAUAGCUCACAUAUUUAAUAUUGUUCACAAUGAGCAGGUCUGGGACCUGCAUUUUAUUUAUGAAUAUUUGAAUUCUUCAAUUCCCUGUGUUUAUUUGUUUGUUGGUUUUUGCUUAUAGCACUGUAAAAAAAAAAAAAAAAAAAAAAAAAAGGAAUUAGUAAUUUGCAAGUUUCUUACCUGCCUAUUCAGUUGUUUAAAAAAUCUUGACUUUAAUAUGCCCACUUAGUACGUGUUUUAUGUUGAGAGGGGUGUUCAUUAUGUUAUAAUCCAGUGCCAGAUGUGUUGUGGGCUGUUUCUUUCUUUUUUUUUCUUUUCUUUUUUUUUUUUUUACAUUAUUGGUAGAAUACAUUUUGAAAAUGCGCAAGUGUAGAAAAGAGAAAUGAAAAUAUUUUAGUAAAUUUUUGAAGACCAAAUUUUUUUUUUCCGUUCUUUAUUUUUCUUGUUUGAUAUACUUUUAUGUUUCUGUUUGAAUUAAAACAUCUGUAUAGAUUCAUUUACUUUUUGUUUCCAUUUAAAAAUACAAGUGCACUGUUUUUUUUUUUUUUGUUCAGUUUUUUUGUAUUGCAUAUUGCAUUUUGGUUUUUUUUAGUUUUGUUUUUUCUUGUGCAUGUGUAAAUUGCAUGGUAUUUUAUAAGAAUGGACAAUUGAAAACAUAGACUGAAAUUUGCUGGAUAACGUACAGUUUGCUGACGUCCCUCCGGCUGUAAGAUCUCAUGUAAAAGAUUUAGCUGCCCUCAUCUGAAUGUUAGAAGAACAUCAGGUACAGUGUGUUGUAAUGAAAAGCCAGAUAGAAACUGAAGAAUAAUCCCCAGUUUAUUUAAAGCUCUACUGUACAGAAAAAGAAAGUGAAAUUCUUUCAGACUAUUAUUUUUUUAGAUAUCUCAGUAUAAGAACAUUUCUGGGUAUAAAGUAAGUGCAGAAAAAAUUAAGUUAAAUGAACCUUUUUGUAGGUUUUUACUGUAAUAAGCUGUAAAAGAACUUCCACACACCAGCACAUCAUUGCCUACAGGUUUAUCCUUGACCCCAUUCUAUAUAUAUAUAUAUAUAUAUAUAUAUAUAUAUAUAUAUAUAUAUAGUGUGCUGAGAUGGUGUCAUAGUAUGCUGAUGCUACAUUGCUACACACAAUUCCUCUGCAUAGUUUAACCUGUGUAGGUAACAAUAUUUACUACCCAGCUGGUUAAUAGCUGAGUGAGGAACCUUGGAUGUGCUGUGUACAGAUCUCAUUAUGUGAACUUUCUCAACAGAACAACAAAUAUGAAUUAAACCCAAAAACUAAAAUCACAUCAUUCAGACCUGGUACAAUGCACAUGUGUUGUUCAUCUGAAUGCUCCUGUUCCACAAAGUGUGCAACUAUUUUUUUAAUAUUUAAUUUUUUUAAUUAUUUGUAUGUUAUUAUCUGUGCCACAGUAAUGUACAAAAUGUGUGAAUAUCAUUUUUCAAUUUUUUUGUUUGUUUUUCAUUGUUCAAGAUUUUUGUUUGUCUGGUAGAAGGCCUGCUACCUUCUGUUUGUCAUAUUCUGUUACAAGGUACACUUUUCAGUACCUUCUCUGUGCCUCCACGCUCACACAAUCACAACCAGGCACUCGUGUACAUUUAAUGAGUUUGAUAUUUUUUGUUUGUUUCUUUUUUUUAUGGCUAAGUCUUAAUUUGUUUAGAGAUUUCUGCAUCGAGACUUGAGCUGCAUGGUGAUGCAGUAGUGUAUAAAUAUUUUUAAGAAUAAUCAAAUUGAUGAAGAGAAAAAAAAAACAACAAGACAAUGAUAAAAGAUGCCACCAUUGUUUUCCUCCUCAGCACAGUUGCUUUUAUGAUUGGUUUACUACUGUUCUCUAGCUGUUGUAAAAAUGAAUUAAAAUAAAAAGAUGUGAAAUAAUUUUGAGCAAAAUAAAAUGUGAGUAUGUUUUACCUGA